Molecule: messenger RNA, 3104 nt
Organism: Fukomys damarensis (Damara mole-rat)
Lineage: Eukaryota; Metazoa; Chordata; Mammalia; Rodentia; Bathyergidae
Gene: Shoc2
Product: SHOC2 leucine rich repeat scaffold protein
Exons: 9
Coding region: 719-2467 (582 amino acids)
Molecular function (GO): protein binding
Source: RefSeq, a predicted model, not a curated record
AACUUAGUUGGACAAUGCCAGAUGCUGAUGAAGACGUACUGCAAAAGCAACUCUUUUACUGCUGAUGAAAAAGCAACAAAAUGAAACAUACUCUUGUAUGACCCAACAACUGCUGUUUAUGGUGGUUGUCCAGAUGGACUGAAAACUUCUGAUUGUUAAACCUAUACACAAAUUUUUACAGCAGAUUUAUUCUUAAUUUCCCUAAUUUUAAAACAGCCACGAUGUUUUUCAGUAGGUAGAUGAACUUGUGUAUCUGUAUAGUGAAAUAAUAUUCGGUGAUUAAAAGCUGUGAAGAUCUGAGAAGACAUUUUUGAAUCCCUUUUUCUUAAUGAAACAAGCCAAUAUGAAAGGCUAUAUGCAUGCUGUAUAAUUCCAACAAUAUGAUAUUGCAGGAAAGGCAAAGCUAUGGAGGCAGUCAAGUGAAAAAUUUAGCAAUGAUGUGAAGGAGCAUGGGGGGUGAGAGGAGGAAGAGAAGAAUGGGAAUUCUAAUGAAUCAUUGAUUGACCAGCACCCUUUUACCACUUGGAAUGAGUUAUCAGAAAUGGGCAUAGUGCUUUUAGAACCAGCAUGUAACAGAUGGAUGUUAUUCUAUGCUGAUUACGUCUUCAAGUCAACACAUUUUUGAUUGUGCAGGAUCUUUGACUCUUCAUCUUUGAAAUUGGAUUGCUGGCAAAAUAAAAGGAAUUCAUGUAGUUUUUUUAUCCAAGUUUGAGUCACCAUGAGUACUAGUUUAGGAAAAGAAAAAGACUCUAAAGAGAAAGAUCCCAAAGUAACAUCAGCCAAGGAAAGAGAAAAGGAGGCAAAAGCUUCUGGAGGUUUUGGAAAAGAAAGCAAAGAAAAAGAACCUAAAACCAAAGGGAAAGAUGCCAAAGAUGGAAAGAAGGAUUCCAGUGCUGCCCAACCAGGGGUUGCUUUUUCAGUUGACAACACAAUCAAACGGCCAAAUCCAGCACCUGGAGCUAGGAAAAAAGCCAGUAAUGUAGAAGUAGGUAAGGAGCUCAACAAAUGCCGGGAAGAAAAUUCAAUGCGUUUGGACUUAUCCAAGAGAUCUAUACACAUAUUGCCAUCGUCAAUCAAAGAGUUGACUCAAUUAACAGAACUUUAUUUAUACAGUAACAAAUUACAGUCCCUACCAGCAGAGGUGGGCUGUUUAGUAAAUCUCGUGACACUGGCUCUAAGUGAAAAUUCACUUACCAGUUUGCCUGACUCUCUUGAUAACUUGAAGAAGCUUCGGAUGCUUGAUUUACGGCAUAAUAAACUGAGAGAAAUCCCUUCAGUGGUAUACAGGCUAGAUUCUCUCACCACUCUCUACCUUCGCUUUAAUCGUAUAACUACUGUGGAAAAGGACAUCAAAAACCUGUCAAAACUCAGCAUGCUUAGCAUUCGAGAGAACAAAAUCAAACAACUACCUGCUGAAAUUGGUGACUUAUCUAACCUCAUUACGCUGGAUGUAGCUCACAAUCAACUUGAACACCUCCCAAAGGAGAUUGGCAACUGCACACAGAUUACCAACCUGGACCUGCAGCACAAUGAACUGCUGGACCUCCCUGAUACCAUAGGAAACUUGUCCAGUUUAAGUCGUCUUGGACUGAGAUAUAAUAGACUGUCAGCAAUACCCAGAUCAUUAGCAAAAUGCAGUGCACUUGAAGAAUUAAAUUUAGAGAACAAUAACAUUUCUGCUUUACCAGAGAGUCUUUUAUCCAGUCUUGUAAAACUGAACAGUUUGACCUUAGCUAGAAAUUGCUUCCAGUUAUAUCCAGUGGGUGGUCCAUCUCAGUUUUCUACCAUCUAUUCCCUCAACAUGGAACACAAUCGAAUCAAUAAAAUCCCAUUUGGAAUUUUCUCCAGAGCAAAAGUAUUAAGUAAGCUGAAUAUGAAGGACAAUCAGUUAACAUCACUCCCUUUGGAUUUUGGAACUUGGACCAGUAUGGUGGAAUUGAAUUUAGCUACUAAUCAGCUCACAAAGAUCCCUGAGGAUGUAUCUGGUCUAGUUUCCCUUGAGGUUCUGAUAUUAUCAAACAAUCUUCUAAAGAAACUUCCCCAUGGUCUUGGGAACCUUAGGAAAUUAAGAGAGUUGGAUCUAGAGGAGAACAAAUUGGAAUCCUUGCCAAAUGAAAUUGCUUAUCUUAAGGAUUUACAGAAAUUAGUCUUGACAAAUAACCAGUUGACCACACUUCCCAGAGGCAUUGGUCAUCUUACCAAUCUCACACACCUGGGCCUCGGAGAAAAUCUGCUGACUCAUCUUCCUGAGGAAAUUGGUACACUGGAGAAUCUAGAAGAACUGUAUUUGAAUGACAACCCCAACCUGCACAGCCUUCCCUUUGAGCUAGCUCUCUGCAGCAAGCUUUCAAUCAUGAGUAUUGAGAACUGUCCACUCAGUCACCUCCCUGCUCAGAUUGUUGCUGGGGGGCCUUCUUUUAUCAUUCAGUUCUUAAAGAUGCAGGGUCCGUAUCGCGCCAUGGUCUGAUACAGAUCUGCGUGUCCUACACACUGUUCACAAUCAGACUGCCGUUCAUCUUUCACGUCUGUAUCUGUGUCUAUUUAUGUAGAUAUCAAUAUAUAUGGCAGAUUUAUAAAGACUGCAUUAUGUGUUUCUGCUAAUAGAGGAAUCAUAGCCAUUUAGAUUUUUUAAAAAUUCUGUACAAAAGGCUUACAUAAGUUUUCUUUGCUGAAUUUGAUGGAUGUUUUUCUGUUGUGUAAUCUGAUAUGCCAGUUUGCUUAAAAAAUUGCUGACAAAUUAUGAAUUUAUUAAAUUUACAGGACAGAGGUAGUACUAUAGUUAGAUAAACAUUUCUUUUGGAAAAAAUAAUGGCAAAUUAUUUUGUUGCAACUUUUCAUACACAUUUUCCCCUUACCAAUUAUCAGAUCAUUGUAUAUGAUAGGCCCUGAAGGUAGAAUGUUUCUUUAACUUAUUUUGAAAUUUGAGAUUUAAAUUAUAUAUAUUGUUUACAGUCAGAGUAAAUCACUGGAUUUUUUUGUUUAUUUUGAUUUGCUCUGUUUUAAAUAGUCACAACUAGAGUUUAUAUCCUCUGUUAAAGAAUUUGCAUCUGCUGAUUUAAAUAUUAAGAUAUUUGCUUUUUAAAACAACUUGUAAUUUCUUCUCA